Messenger RNA from Malassezia globosa CBS 7966, 1623 nucleotides. RefSeq lists its product as uncharacterized. The record is from RefSeq and is a predicted model, not a curated record. Gene Ontology annotation, cellular component: signal recognition particle receptor complex; endoplasmic reticulum membrane. Gene Ontology annotation, biological process: intracellular protein transport; SRP-dependent cotranslational protein targeting to membrane. Bases 1 to 1623 code for a protein of 540 amino acids. The transcript has a single exon. Gene Ontology annotation, molecular function: GTPase activity; GTP binding; signal recognition particle binding. NCBI's taxonomy places the organism in Eukaryota, Fungi, Basidiomycota, Malasseziomycetes, Malasseziales, Malasseziaceae.
AUGUCGAAUGAACUCGAGCUCACUUUUCUUGCGAUCCACCAGCGUAUUUUGCAACUAACAUAUGUUGAUGCACUUCUCCAGUCAGUCAAAGAAAGGUUUACCGCGCGCUUCAAAGAUGUUCUAAAGACGCUUCCGUCUUUCUCGGCUCCUCGUGAGACGCUUUCGAGUUUCGCGUCAAGCUUUGCAUCUUGGGACGCUGAGUUCCUUCAGCUUGUCCGACAGCACGAAAGUAACAAUGCAAAGAUGAAGAGAGAUCGGCUUGCAGGUGUAUUGCCUUCCGAAACACCACAAAAAGAUGUCUCUGAUGUUUCUGGAUCUGCAACUUCACCAACAACAGUAACAUUGGAGAACUCGACGUCUGAGCGAUCGAAAACCGAGCCACUUAAAGGCACAAAGGCAGCGAUGAGUGCUGGUGGACGCCGGGUCGUAUCUGGCAAAAUGAAAAAAUCAAAAGGCGCAACUGUUGCGCAAGCAGACCCAGUGCCAGAGCCGCAGGCGAAAAAGUCAGUUCCUGGCAAGACGCAGCGCAAAUGGGACACGAGUAAGGCGGCCGUGUCACAAGGCGAGAUAGCGUCAUUGGAUUUUAGUCAGGAUACCUCACAGAGCAAGGUCGACUUGUCUCCUUGGAUUGAUGAGACGAAGCUUGGAACAAAACGGAGUGAUGGAAUCUACGAGCUUGCAGAGGACGAUUUAGCUGAGACAAGCACAUCAGGGCCUGGUCUUUUCGCCAUGCUUGGCUCCGGUCGGGCAUCUUCGCUGUUGUCCAGACUUACUGGCGCCAAAAGCUCAUUGGGCAAACAAGACCUAGAUCCAAUUCUCCAAGCGAUGCAGACACACUUGCAAUCAAAGAAUGUGGCAAGUGACGUAGCGGCACUCAUCUGUGAAGGGGUGGAAAAGCGGCUGAUCGGCAAAAAAAUUGGCAACUUUGGAAGUGUCAAGGCGGAAGUGCGGGCCUCGCUAAAUGAUUCUAUCACCCGUAUUUUGACUCCUAGUACAAGCACAGAUAUUCUGCUUGACAUUGCGAGUAAGAAGCAACGGCGUUCUGAGCUUCUGGCAACGCUUCCAGCACAUGCAGUGCGUGGGAAUGUUUCACCGUCGUUAAAUCCUUAUUCCAUUGGCUUUGUUGGUGUUAAUGGCGUGGGCAAAUCGACAAACUUGGCCAAAGUGUGCUUCUGGCUCUUGCAGAAUAGGUAUCGCGUGCUGAUUGCUGCAUGCGAUACAUUUCGCAGUGGCGCUGUUGAACAGCUCCGUACACAUGUGCGGAAUCUUGGCGAACUGGAGGUAGAUGGUCAUCGAGUUGCCGAUGGUGCUCCGGGAACGGGUGCUGCCAUGCUGGAGCUGUACGAGCGCGGCUACGGAAAAGAUGCGGCGGGAAUAGCGAAGGAUGCCCUUGCGUAUGCCCGGAACGAGGGUUUUGAUGUCGUCUUGAUUGACACGGCCGGGCGCAUGCAGGAUAAUGAGCCACUGAUGCGCGCGCUGGCCAAGCUAAUUGCUGUGAAUCAACCUGAUAAAGUUCUGUUUGUUGGAGAGGCUCUUGUUGGGAAUGAAGCUGUUGAUCAGCUGACGAAGUUUAAUCGUGCGCUUAAAGACUACAGUGGCAUGUCAAGUCCCGCGUGGACUUGA